GGUAGAGCUCUACUACUCUAUGCCACUAAUCUGCAGCAGGAACGAUAAAGGAUUGACCAGUUGUGGACUCUGAGUGUCUGAGACUCUCAAGAGCUGAAGGCGAGCCAGGGCUCCGUGUGCAGGAUGAACCAGUACACCGCACUCAAGCAGCUGGGGGACGGCACGUACGGCAGCGUGUUCCUGGGGAAGAGCAACGAGACUGGGGAGCUGGUGGCCAUCAAGAGGAUGAAAAAGAAGUUUUACUCUUGGGAUGUGUGCUUAAAUCUGAGAGAGGUGAAGUCGCUGAAGAAGCUGAAGCAUGCCAAUGUGGUGAAACUGAGGGAGGUGAUCAGGGAAAAUGAUUACCUCUACUUUGUAUUUGAGUACAUGAGGGAAAACCUUUAUCAGCUCAUGCAGGACAGGGAAGAUAAGAUGUUUUCUGAAAAUGAGAUAAGGAACAUUCUGUUCCAGGUUUUAUCUGGUUUAGCAUUUGUGCACAAGCACGGUUAUUUCCAUCGUGAUUUGAAACCCGAAAACCUCCUCUGCAUGGGCCCUCAGCUGGUCAAGAUUGCAGAUUUUGGACUAGCAAGAGAAAUCCGUUCACAGCCGCCUUACACAGAUUAUGUGUCCACGAGAUGGUAUAGAGCCCCAGAGGUUUUGCUCAGGUCCAAGACGUACAACUCUCCCAUCGAUAUCUGGGCUGUAGGCUGCAUCAUGGCAGAACUGUACACGUUCAGACCGCUGUUCCCAGGCAACAGCGAGGUGGACGAGAUCUUCAAGAUCUGUCAGGUGCUUGGAACACUGAAGAAGUCUGACUGGCCUGAAGGCUUCAGUCUGGCUGCUUCCAUGAACUUCCACUUCCCAAAGUGUGCACCCAUCAGCCUCAGAUCCCUGAUCCCCAACGCCAGCAACGAUGCAAUCACACUGAUGAAAGACAUGCUGCAGUGGGACCCUGAGAAGAGACCCAGCGCUGCUCAGGCUCUGAGGUAUCCAUACUUCCAUGUUGGCCAGGCACCCUGUGCUCCUCUGAAGCUUUCAGAGCAAAACGUGUCUGGGGCGGCAGCAGAACCAAAGCCUUUGUCCCUCUGUAAGACAGAUCUGAACUCUGCCAAGCUCAGCAAAAGCCAAAGAGAACCGCAGAAAAGCGGCCAGUCUCUCCAUCAGCCCCUCAAGCAGAUCCCUCUUCCCCAGGAAAACACUGCCACGAUGACAGAGAGGCAGCAGGAACCAGUCAGCUUGGUGAAAACCAGCCAGCCGGGGAACCUCCAAGCUGCAACUAUCCCUCAGCGAGGAGUUGCCACAGGAGCAGAGGCCAGUUUGUCUGGGACUCGCACGGGACGUCGGCGAUGGGGCCAGAUGUCUUUCAAGUCCAUCAGCUGUGAUGACAGUGAUGAUGCUGAUGCUGGAGUUUCCAUCUCCAAAAAACCCACCAUCACUCCUCUGCAUGUCAAGACUCUGGAUAAGCCGUGCCAUCGAUUCUCAGAGUCUAAAAACAACACAGGAGGAAAGCAGAACACUGGACUGAACAAAGCUGACUCCACCUCGCUGUCUGCCAAGCAGCACUACCUCUGCCAGUCCAGAUACGUGCCGGGUGUCAAACCAAAAAGUAACUCUUUAAUGGGAAGCCAGGUGACCGGCAAAAAGCUGAGGGCCGGCUUGGAGUUAACCAGAGGACAAGGACUGGAGUUUCCUCUCGGCAAAAACAGUAGUCUUCCUAAAAUAGGAGAGAAGCAACCUCUGAAAGAAAAGACUCCAGAGAAUCAAGGUGUUUGUAAAGACUCCUUCAUGAACCACUCUGACAUGAAGAUCUUCACAUCACCUUUCCAAAACGCUGAGACCGGAGCAGCCAGACAGAAGAUUAGACUGGCACCCAUAAGAGGCACCUCUGCCUUGGAUCUGUCAUCUGCUGCUGAUCUCAGAACUGAGUCCAAAAUCAAAACAGCCAAGAGCAAGACAUCCUUAAACCCGUUGGCGCUCUCAAUAGAAGAGCAGUUUGAAGAGAGGAAGAGCAGAUAUCUGAAUCUUCAGAUCUCUGGAGCCACCACCACCAGUACGGGGACGUCCACCCUCUCCAAAAACAACCAGCUGGUGCUCGGGAGAGUGGACUGGACCACCAAAUACGGAGGCUACCGGUAGCCAGAGACUCACGGGAAAUAUUCCCAAUGCAGUUUUGCAGGAAAUGUUUCAUACUUCUAAAUGCAGCAGAAGUAUUUCCUGGUGAUCUGUAGUUAUAUUUGGCUAUAACUACUAAUCCAGGCUGUCAUCAGGUAAAAGGCGUUCCACACCCUGGAUGCAUCACCAGUCCAUAGUUAGCUAUAAUACUAAACGUUUCUAUGUCACCAUACCCAUUAAUACUUUUAAAAUAACAGAAUAGAAAAUAAAAUGAAGUGCAUAUUUUUAUAUUUAGUGUGGAGAUUUUUUUACAUUUUAUUUCAAAUAGUAGCAGCAGAAAAAAAUAGCAAAUAGUUUGGUCAUUUCUGUAUAA
Cololabis saira (Pacific saury) is the source of this 2464-nucleotide messenger RNA. Its product is annotated as serine/threonine-protein kinase MAK-like. Gene Ontology annotation, molecular function: ATP binding; protein serine/threonine kinase activity. The record is from RefSeq and is a predicted model, not a curated record. The transcript has 16 exons. Gene Ontology annotation, biological process: intracellular signal transduction; intraciliary transport; protein phosphorylation. Gene Ontology annotation, cellular component: cilium; cytoplasm; nucleus. Lineage: Eukaryota; Metazoa; Chordata; Actinopteri; Beloniformes; Belonidae. Bases 124 to 2115 code for a protein of 663 amino acids.